CAGAUUCUCACCCACCUGGUGGUUUCGUUAAUCUUCUGAAUGAAAACACACCCAGCCAUGCACAAGGUGUGAGCAAUGGGAGCUCAUCACAACCCAUCAAUGUUGGUGAUGACACUAAUGAUGGGGAUGGUGCUAGGACUGAAAAGCGCUUGCUAUGGAAAAAGAGGAGGAUCUUAGAUUGGUGAGCGCUUGGUUGAAUAAUUCAAAUGAUCCAAUCCAAGCAAACUACAAGAAAAGCGCCCAGUAUUGGAAAGGUGUUACUGCUGUCUUCAACAGCACCACCCCCAAAAAUCGUGCUAGGCUAGUCAAGCAAGUUAAGGAUCACUUUGCGAGAAUUAAGAAGAGGGUUGCAUGGUUUUGUGGUAGCUGGAAGGAGGCUAAUGCUUUGUGGGCUAGUGGUGAAUCUGAUGUGGACUUGAUGGAAAGAGCACUCAAAUCUUAUGAAGUAGAUCACGAAGAAGAUGGUCCAUUUAUGUUUAAGCAUUGCUGGGAUGUUCUUCGCAAGGAACCAAAAUGGGAUGUGUAUUUGGCGUGCCUUGAAGAGCUAGAGCCAGAGAAUAGAAAGUUUAGUGUUGAUGAGGAUAUUGGGCAGCAUUUCUCUCUAAAUGAUGCUACAGAUGAAAGACCAAUAGGGGGCAAGAAAGCUAAGGAGCAACAGAAACGAAAAAGAAAGGACCAAGCUUGUGUAAUUGAUCUUGAAGAUGAGCUUCACAAGUUUGUAGAUGCUCAAAAUACAGCAAAUGAAGGUCGCAAAGAGCUGCUAGAGACACAGAGGCAUGUAUCCAAUGAGAAGCUUGAAGCUCGAAAGCUUGCAUACCUUGCAGCAAAAGAACACAAGGAGUCAACCAUGCUAGAAGCCUAUCGAUCAUUGAUGAUGCAAGACACAACUAUGAUGUCAGAGGAUGUGAGAUCUGAGCAUGUGCUUGCCUUGAGAUGUUUCAGGGAGAAAUUAUAUGGCAAAACUGACUAAGGACCUUGCUGUGAUCUGGUGAAUGCUGUGGAUGCUAUUU
Molecule: messenger RNA, 1010 nt
Organism: Panicum virgatum (switchgrass)
Lineage: Eukaryota; Viridiplantae; Streptophyta; Magnoliopsida; Poales; Poaceae
Exons: 3
Coding region: 155-970 (271 amino acids)
Source: RefSeq, a predicted model, not a curated record